This is a messenger RNA of Symbiodinium sp. CCMP2592, 1579 nucleotides long. The record is from the annotation of a GenBank genome assembly. Lineage: Eukaryota; Dinophyceae; Suessiales; Symbiodiniaceae.
AUGAAUACCUUUAGUGCCGGCAUCUUGCAGCAACUUGCUGGUGUCACCCGCGAGCAGCUCGACGGUGCCUUGCCUCCGGCGCAGGCCACUGUUGGGCCCCCUGAGCUUCCCUUUGCAUCCGUGCCCGAUCUUGGGGAUGCCUUUCCUGCAAAUCCACCUCCUGCAUCUGCUUCUGCGGAUAACUGGGGGUUUGUAGGAUUUACUGGUGACUUCGAAGGGUUUACCGAUGACUUCACAGCGCCUGUCUCGGAAGUCGAAGUCCAGCAGCAAACUCACGAGAUUGCUCGUGCUGUGGGCGAUGAGCGCUCACGCACUGCCGUGGCAUCUCCUGCCCUGCCUUGGGAGAGAGGAGUCUUCAGAGCCAUCUUUGGGGAUGAGGGCUUAACUAAUCCCUUUGAUAACCUUGUGCUUAAGAUGCCUGGCCCCUUAGUCCCAGCACAUGUGCCGCCGGCGGAGCCAAAGAUCCCUGAGCCUCCCAUACCUUCAGCUGACAUCGCGAGCAGGGCAUUCAAAUCCUUCAAGGAUGUACAUCCGAGCGACGAGCGUGAUAUGGUCAUGGACCGAGCGGUGUGCAAACUGCAGCACAUCAUUUGCCGCACCGAUGUUGACCGUUUGUCACCUGAACUUGCACAAGCAGCCUCUUCCAAAUAUGCAACAGACGAAGUGUUUGGCAUCGUGUCAGCUUGUGUAGGUCUUCGUAGUCCUCACACGGUUGUGAAGCGCGCCGACGCGAUCCUUGCAUACUUGAGAUGGUGUGACAAGGAAGGUUACGAGAAGCCAUUUUGUGAGGAUUCUGUGUGGAGCUUCAUUUCUUACUUAAAGAAAGAGAAGGUUCUUGCGAGCCGUAGGAUUCUGGGCCUCAGUGCCCAGCUGGGUGUCAAAAAGAAAGCGGCCAACCGAGCCCGGCCUCUCAAGGUGUCAGAGGUUCGCUUCAUGCAUGGCGUGCUAGAGGACGAGAGCGCACCAAUCUGGGACCGAGCCAUCUGUGCCUACCUUCUUCUUGCACUCUACGCAAGAGCCAGACACAGCGAUUUGGUUCUUGUAGAAGAAGUGAUAGCAGACUUUGAUCGCCAGUGCAGCGGAUACCUAGAGAUCCGCCUCAGAUUCCAUAAGACGGCACAAACCAUUGCAAAGAAAAAUGAUUUGUUGCCGGUUAUAGUUUCAAGCAAGGGCAUCGUGAAAGGCGACUGGCUGGGGUUGGCUACUGAUGUAUUUGAGCGCGUGGGCUUCACCUUGGAUGGGACUGUCGGAACGUUCCACCCAGAUGCUGCCCGAGCCUUGUACUUUACAGAUCCCCCAGCGCCAACUGUGGUGCCACAAGCGCCCGAGUUCAGGGCGGCUGUCAAGGCGAAGGUUGAAAUCAUCAAUGAUUCAGCGUCCGAGCGGGCUGAGUCCGAGGGGCAGCACUCUUCAAGUGGCAGCGAAAGCAGCGAUUCCGAGUCACAAGGCGACUCCGACUCGUCGUCCGAGUCAAUUGCGCCGAUCAAAGCGCCCCGCCUGGAAAUCGAGCAGUGGGAUGCCGCUGACUGUGCGAUUGCAGCUUGUGUGCUAACAAGACGGCGUUGGUCAGUGGAUGCAG